UCAUGUCACAAAGAUAAACAAAAAAACAAAAAAACAAAAAAAAAAUGUUGAAUAAACAAAUAAGACUCGCAAUAAUUUCACCUUUGGUUUUUUCUACUCUUCUUUCUUUCUUCUUGUCUAUUCCUUCUAAUUAUGCUGCACCACAGGCACCGCAGUCUUAUAUUGUGUACCUGGGAGACCAAUCCCCACCCACUGGUGAAGCCAGAGACGUUUUCAGUGAUGAAAAAGUGAGCCAAUCACACUUUGACAUGGUGUCAUCACUCAUUCAAACUGACAGUGCAAAACCAGAGGGUAAAAUACUUUACUCAUACACAAAAUCCAUGGAUGGAUUUGCUGCAGUUCUUGAUGAUUCUCAAGUACAAAUGCUUAAGAAUCAACCUAAUGUAAGAGCAGUAUUCCCAAACAAAAGAUAUGAAUUACACACAACACAUUCAUGGGAUUAUCUUCAAUUAGCAGACGGUGGCGUUGCUGCUCCUGCCUCCCUUUGGAACACGGCUAAGUACGGCCAAGAUAUUAUUAUUGCUAAUCUCGACACCGGUGUUUGGCCAGAAUCAGCAAGUUUUAAAGACGACGGAAUGGGGCCUGUUCCGGCAAGAUGGCGAGGGGGUUGUUCGGCGGAGAGUGGAAUACGCUGCAACAAAAAGCUUAUAGGAGCAAAAGUGUUCUCCAAAGGGGCCGAAGCAGCUGGACUCGUAAUCAACAAGGCGAUACACAGCGCACGCGACUACCAAGGCCAUGGCUCGCACACAUUAUCAACAGCCGGCGGUAGUUUUGUUCCCGGGGCUAACAUAUUCGGUUAUGGCAAUGGAACCGCAAAGGGAGGAGCGCCAAAAGCUCGCGUCGCUUCUUAUAAAAUUUGCUGGUCUGGUGGUUGCUACGGAGCUGAUAUUUUGGCUGCAUUGGAUGCUGCAAUCAAAGAUGGUGUUGAUGUUCUAUCCAUGUCCAUUGGAAGCGGCGUUAGCGAUCUUUUCCAAGACGCUACUUCGAUCGGAUCGUUUAAUGCAAUGAAAAAAGGAAUUCCAGUAGUUGCCUCAGCUGGUAAUGAAGGACCGGGGCCAGAGACUAUAAAUAAUGUAUGUCCAUGGCUUUUUACAACUGGAGCUAGUACAAUGGACCGUAGCUUCUCGAAUUUUCUUGUUCUUGGCGAUCAGAAGCAUAUAAAUGGAUCCAGCCUUUCAUCCUCAGGUUUGCCGGCUGGAAAGGUUUAUCCUUUGAUCAAUGCAGCCGAUGCAAAAUCUGCAAAUGCAGUCGUCCAAGACGCUAUAUUAUGCAAAAAUGGAUCUCUAGACAAAGCAAAGGUAGCAGGGAAGCUUAUUGUAUGUCUUAGAGGAGAUUCAGGAAGAUUAGAGAAGGGAAUGGUGGUUGCAGGUUUAGGAGCAGCUGGUAUGGUUCUAGCCAACGACCCAAUAAGUGGAAGUGACCUUUUUUCAGAUCCUCAUUUCCUUCCAGCUAUUCAUGUCACUUACGCCGAUGGUCAAGCCAUUUACGAGUACAUCAAGGCUACCAAAAAUCCUACCGCAUCACUUUUUCCAGUAACAUCAGCAUUAGGAGUUAAACCAUCUCCACAAAUGGCAGCUUUCUCAUCAAGAGGGCCUAAUCCACUUUUUCCAGGACUUCUUAAGCCUGAUAUUACUGCCCCAGGAGUUAACAUACUUGCUGCUUUCUCCGGAGCAGCAUCUCCGAGCGAAUUGGACAUCGACAAACGUAGAAUUCCUUACAAUGUGUUGUCUGGAACUUCCAUGUCUUGCCCUCAUGUUGCUGGUAUUGUUGGUCUUAUCAAAUCAAUCCACCCAGAUUGGAGUCCUGCGGCUAUCAAAUCCGCCAUUAUGACUACCUCUAAAACACAAGCCAGCGAUGGCAAAGAAAUUCUCGAUGCAGACGGUAAAUUCGCAACGCCAUUUUCAUACGGUGCUGGACACGUACAACCCAACAUCGCAACAGAUCCCGGACUUGUUUACGACUUAACACCAAGUGAUUACUUGAACUCUCUAUGUGCAAUCGGCUACAACGCCUCAAUUAUCAAAGGAUUCGCAGGUUUUCCUUAUGUAUGUCCACCGAAUUACACUCUCAACGACUUUAACUACCCUUCAUUCGCAGUCCCAGAUCUAGCUGGCCCAGUCGUUGCCACUCGUAAACUUAAGAAUGUCGGAACUCCUGGAACCUACACCGCGACUGUCGUUGCGCCAGCAGAGGUUUCUGUCGUUGUCGAGCCGACGAAACUGACCUUUACUAAAAUUGGACAAGAGCUGGCGUUUAAGGUUACAUUCAAGCCAACAGGCACUGGUGCUCCUAAGGACUAUGUGUUUGGGCAGCUUAAAUGGUCAGAUGGCAAACAUACUGUACAGAGUCCUCUUGUAAUGAAGCAUGCUUAGGGUUAGGGUACCCUGUGGAUAUAUAUUUAUAUCUAAUUUUGCAAAAUAAUUAGCUAAUUCAAGUUAAAUAAUUUUCAUGUAUUAUACAUGGUCAUUGUUCAAAUCCAUGGGAAGCGAAUAUUAGAAGCCUCUUUAGACACAUUUUUUUAUGGAUUUUUUUAUGUUUAUAGAUUGGUUGAUUUUUGCAAUAAAUCUAUAUAAGAUUUUUUUGGGUUGAUGUAAUUCUUGAGCUAAUAUUAAUUUAUUUUUUAUUUCUA
This is a messenger RNA of Mercurialis annua (annual mercury), 2629 nucleotides long. RefSeq names its product subtilisin-like protease SBT5.4. The transcript has 11 exons. Gene Ontology annotation, molecular function: serine-type endopeptidase activity. NCBI's taxonomy places the organism in Eukaryota, Viridiplantae, Streptophyta, Magnoliopsida, Malpighiales, Euphorbiaceae. The record is from RefSeq and is a predicted model, not a curated record. Gene Ontology annotation, biological process: proteolysis. Bases 45 to 2372 code for a protein of 775 amino acids.